AAUUGCGCAUGCGUGUGAGGAGGAGCUGACAUGGCCGAAGCUGAUGUGAAAAAGGUUUUGCAAUUAAAGCAUCAGCUGAAAGAAUCCUGUGAUGGACACACGCUGCUGAAAAUCUUGAAGAAACUUGAAGCAUUGGACAUUACACUUGAAAUCCUCUCUGAAACUGGAAUUGGAAAAGUCGUCAACUCCUUCCGGAAGCACGAUGAUGCGGGGAAGCUGGCGAGAGAAUUGGUGAAUCGCUGGAAAACACUCGUUCCAAAAGACUCUCUAAGUUUGAGAGGAAAGCCUGAUGAAAGCCAUAAUGAGCCGUUUGGUGGAGAAGUUCAGGAAAACAGCUGUCUUUCAGAGAGCACCAACUCUAGAAGAAGACCAAAGAUGGAGAAUUCCUGUGCAGAGAAGAAAAUAUCACAUAUUGUUGGGAAAAAAGACAAAAUCAAGCCCGGUAAAUCCAAACUCUACGUGAAUGGGGAAAAAAUGGAUGAGCCAAAACAAGAUUCGAGUGUGAAUCAGGACCACGGCAAGGAGAAGACAAUGAAGCUUUCUGGCAUAGCAAAGAAACAGCAGGACACAAAACUGGAAAAACCUUUGAAAGCAUCUCAAACGCAGAGAGAGAAGAGUGGAGAGAGCAAGGAGAAGCGUGAGAAGGCCAAAGACGGAUCCGCCUCGAGGGAGGGCGAGAUGCCCACGGGCGAAGGCUUUGAGGAGCCCUCCAUGUCGUUCGAAGCGUACUUGAGCUACGACCUGCAGACCAGCAAACGCAGGAGAGCCUUCAGCGCCGCUAAGAGCCCGAGGAAGAGACUCAAGCCUACACACACCGAGAGACUCAAGCCUGCACACUCAGACCAGUCCCGGGCGUCUCUGAAGGCCAGCACGACUGCGAGAGAACAGCCAAUAACAGCGGCUCCUGAGCGGUCCGUGAUGGACUUGUUAAACGUUCCUUUGCCGACGAGUUUUCCCGAGUGUGAGGAUAUGUCUCAGUAUCAGUACUUCAGUGAAAAGAAAGUCGACAGAAAGCCGAGUGAAGUGUGUGAAGAGGCUCCGCUCCUCAUCGGCCAGCGGCUCAGGAAUAAGAUGCAGGUGUACUCCGGCAGUAAGACGAUGUUUCUGCCGUCGAUGAUGACGCUGUACCAGCAGUGUAUCCGAGCGCUGCAGAACAACAUCGACUUGCUCUAUGAAAUCGGAGGAGUGCCGUUUGAGAUCCUGGAGCCGGUGCUGGAGCGGUGCAAGCCGGAGCAACUUCUGCGCAUCGAGGAGUUCAAUCCAGUGUAUAUUGGGGAGACGGACCACCUGUGGGAGAGGCACUGUAUGAAGGACUUCCGAAACGCCCAGCUGGAGGAGUACGAGUCCUGGAGAGAGAUGUACCUGCGCAUGUCCGAGGAGCGGGAGAGGAAACUGCAGCUGCUCACCAAGAGCAUCGUCUCCGCUCACUCCGGCAAGCCCAAAGGAAGGCAGUUGAAGAUGGCGUUUAUUCACUCGGCUGCUAAGCCUCCUCGAAACGUGCGUAUCCAGCAGGAGAUCCACGGCACGGCCGGCCCCGUGACCCAAGCUCACCCGACAGACAGAACCAGCAGUGUGAAACCCGUUGAGAUCCGGGGCAGAUCCGGCUUCAGUGAGGCUGUGAAACCCUCCGCUAACUCCGGCUCCGGUCCGGCCCAAGACCCGCGCAAGAUCAAGCGAGUGGCGCCCAUGAUGGCCAAAUCCCUGAAGGCCUUCAAAAAGCAGAUCAACCGCAGAUGAACUGAUAUUACACAGAUAUGCACUCCCUGGAACACACUUAUCGGCCAAAUAGUUUGGAAAUAUUUUUUUUUUCAAUGUUAUUUGUAAUUUCACAGGAUGAUCAACAUAGUACUUAUUUGUACUAACAAUAAUUGCACUUUGAAAUCUAUCCAUCUCUUUGUAUUGAUUUUUUUCUAUCAUGACAAUCACAAUUUAAAUUCUGAAAUUAAAAGUAUAAUAACCUG
Molecule: messenger RNA, 1961 nt
Organism: Pimephales promelas (fathead minnow)
Lineage: Eukaryota; Metazoa; Chordata; Actinopteri; Cypriniformes; Leuciscidae
Gene: eloal
Product: elongin A, like
Biological process (GO): transcription elongation by RNA polymerase II
Cellular component (GO): nucleus; elongin complex
Molecular function (GO): protein binding
Source: RefSeq, a predicted model, not a curated record